Messenger RNA from Postia placenta MAD-698-R-SB12, 1278 nucleotides. RefSeq lists its product as hypothetical. Bases 1 to 1278 code for a protein of 425 amino acids. The record is from RefSeq and is a predicted model, not a curated record. NCBI's taxonomy places the organism in Eukaryota, Fungi, Basidiomycota, Agaricomycetes, Polyporales, Adustoporiaceae. The transcript has 9 exons.
AUGGCGACCAAUGUGGCAUCUGAGAUCAAGGAUAUCAAGAGACCCUCACCAGCGCACCAGCGAAGGUCUACCGUGGUUUUGUCAAGUACCUUAGUCGCGGCGGAACAGGAUUUGAAAGGAACUAUUGGCGAUAGAAUGUCCAGAUUGGCGUGGAAGGCUUGGAAUCUAGUCUGGCAUUCUUUUUUUCUUCUCUUCCUCGGCGUUGUUUCGACAGACAGGCUGAGGGAGGUUGUUGAGGAGUACGAGAAAUGGAGGAGAUUCAAGAAGUCGCUUUUCGAGCGCUAUGCUAACAUCAACAUCAUCGCGUCUUUGCUAAUGACGACCACGGCCGUGUUUCUGACAACACAGCCAACAAAUUCGAUCGCCGACUGGUCGGCACCACUUCCGUACAAGGCCCUUGGAGCAACGUUCGGACUCGCAUUCCUAUCCGUCGCAUCUGGCACAUUCAUCCUCUUCGUCGGAACCGAUCUGCAAGCUUCUGUUGUCGAGGAUAUGCUAGCUCAACCCUACAAGUUUGCGCCGGCGCUGCUGCUGCUGGCACUCCCGAAUCUGUUCGUCGCUGCGGCCGCAAUAGCAGGCGUCACCGCAACGUGCAUUGCAGUGUGGAACGGCGACAGCCCGCCCGCGCAGAUUGUACUGUCGUUUGUCGUCGUGGUGCUCUUCGUCAUGGUCUCCGCGUUCGCAGCCAUCGCCUUAUGGGCUGCAUCAAGGGCCGAAAGGGACGAUGAACCAACGAAAGACUCCGUGAAUGAUUCCUCUGCUUGCGCGUUCUGUACCAUAGACAUCGCAGAACAUCCCAGCAUCGUGACACAUAAGACCACCUUCGAGAAUUCGAAGCAAAUCCGCGAAGAUGUUACUACAACUUCACCCUCGCCCCUCUCCAUCUCAUGGCACCCAGUCAAGAUCAUUAUUCUGCCCACGACUCCCACAAUCGAUUGUCUCCAAUGCAGUCUAGGCGAUCCGGUCGGAGUGCUCAAGCAAGAGACCUCAUUCUCUGGGGUGACACUGGUAAUCUCCCUAGGCAUGAGUAUCACAGAAUAUGAUGCGAACGUGAUGGCGCAGAGCGUGCAUGAGCUAUUAAACACCGUUAUUCAGAUGCGCACACUCCAAGAGCCUGAGUUGUUUGACAUGAUUGCUGCUUGGGCAGCCCUGCGUCGAGAUGCCACUGUUAACACUACGUCUGGUCAUGCUGCAGACGCGAAGCCAGAACGACAUUUUGGCCAAUUAUUCGGCGAGAAUGCGCGACCGCUGCUGCAGAUGCGACAGUCCUCAGGUUGA